AUGAUGAGAACUGGGGAUGAGUUCCAUAAGGAACCCUGCUAUUUUUUGUUCUUUUGGUUGGGGGAACUCAUUCACGAGACAUGUAAGGGCAAUGGUGAAUUUGGACAAGUUAUGGAUGCGAUAUAUGGGGCGUUAAAUCCGUCCUUUGCUGAUCAGAAAUGUGAAGUAAUAUACAAAAAUAGCAGGAAAUACGAAUUUGAAAAGAGAAAAAACCUCUUCGACUACUACUACAAUUAUAAAGAAAUAAAGAAGAAUUUGGACCAGGACGAUGGCUACGCUUGUAAAAGGAAAUAUUCCAAAUACUUGGAAGGAAUUUCCGAACACUAUAAUAGUAUGAAUCAAUAUUGCGCAACUAAUACUAAGGAUCAGUUUUGCACAAAAAUUAAAGACGUACUUGAGGGUGAUGGCAAAAGUCCUGAGCAAUUGAAAAGGCAAUGCUCGUCCUUGUAUGAUGAAAGAAUUCCCCCAGGAAAUGAGGGGGAACAAUGUUUAAAGGAAUUACCUUCACGGGACAUGUACAAUGAAUUUAAGAAGGCAAAUUGUUAUGACCAAAAUAAGAUAUACUUCAGCCUGAAGAAGCCUAAGUUGGAGGCAUAUUUCAUUACCGCGGGCAUUGAGGAUUAUCUAAACCAAAUUGUAGAAGCGUGGUGUUCUUUAACAAUAGGGUACAGCGGCAGGACAGUGGACACCAAGCGUUGCAGUUUUUUAUACCACUUUAUAGGAAGUCUAUUACCUAAAAAUUCCGACAUCGGCCAAAGAUUUUCAGCCCAUAUGGAAAAAAUUUACGACGACUUGAGUAUAAAUGGUUCGCCGAAAAAUUGUUCCAUUGAUUACUACAGUAAUGGCACCAACAUUCCAUUCCCUCAUCGAAAAACCAUCUUCGACUAUUGGCACAACUAUGAAAAACUGAAAACACUAAUAGGGACUAGUGGGCAAUCCGAAUGCGGUCAAAAAUAUAAAAUAUACUUAGACGCAGCUGAUUCAGCUUAUAAUGAUAUAAGGGGAAGGUGUGAUAGCACCACCCCAACUAAGGAUGUUUUCUGUACAGAAUUUAAUAAAAAAUUCACUACUGGUAGUGGUAGAACUAGCAUUCCAGCACCAUCAGUUUUGCUAGCUGAAGUGCAGCAGAAACUGAAACCGUCUGCCGGGGACGACUUCGACUUAGGAGACGCCGUCGUAGAUUGUAGUUCUUCCGGUUCCGGUUCUACUGGAACCUGGAACCCAGGUUCUUCUGGUACCGGAUCCACUGGAACGUGCAAUCCUGGUUCUUCUGGUUCCGGUAGUACUGGACACCAGUCUCCUGGAUCGUCUGGCCCAGGUAGUACAGGAACCUGGAAACCAGGUUCUUCUGGACCAGGUAGUACGGGAACCUGGAACCCAGGUUCUUCUGGUACCGGUUCCACGGGAAACCAGAACACUGGUAGUCCAAGACCCGGUACUACAGUUUCCGAAGCUGGUGGAAGUGCUGUUAUACCUGCUGCUGUGUCUGGUGGACUUGCAGCAGUAGGAUUACCAACAAUUGCUGCUUUCCUUUUUUACAAGUAUAAACCCUUCUUCUUGAGGAAGCAUAACCAUACUGAAUGCAAUGUGAAUGAUUUACCUUCACAAAAAAUAUAUAACAAAUUCAAGAAUGGUGGCAAACAUCAUCAAUAUAAAGAUAGCAGUUGUAAGGUAACAGAAGAAAUUGGGGAUAUUUUAUGGGAUAAAAUGAAGCCGAAUUACAAGGGCACAGUUAAACCGGAACAGGUUACAGGAGCUUGGUAUCUGACAUCUAAGUUGGAUACAAAGAAAGAACAACAAUCAUGUAAAGUAGUUUGUGACUUCUUCUACUUCUGGUUAGGGAAUUUAUUAUCUGGCAAAUUGAGUGGAUGGGAUACCUCACUUCAGGAGGUUAUGAAACAAAUCACCGAGAAAUUGGAUGGGUUUAACGAAGUGUGUGUGGAAAGCAAUGCACUUCAAUAUUUGGAGGAAAAUUUUAACCCCCAAAGAAAAGCUAUAUUCGAUUAUUAUUACGAUUAUAAAACGAUAUGGAGGAAAUUGAAGAAUUGCGGAUCCGGUGAGUCCUUGUGCUUUGAGAAGUAUAAGGAUUAUCUAGUUGGAUCUAAUGGAAAUGGCGGAGCUAAACAAGCUUAUGGAAGAGUGCAAGCAAAUUGUGCAAUUAGUAAUGAUAAGUUCUGCACAGAAUUCUGGAAGAAGAAGUUCCAGCCGAAUGAUGGCAACAACACUAUCCCCAGACCAUCAGACUUGAAGUCUAAAGCAACGUCUGAACAGGACCCUCCAUCAGACGGAACGGACGAAGUAAAUCUCCUUUCCUGUUUGGAAGAGUUGUCUGCAGCAACCACAGCAGUUGUUGCAUCAUCAGAAACAACGUCAUCACUUCAAUCAUCACCAUCAUCACGACAGGAGAAUGGUAGUGGUGUUGCCCCAAUCGUCUCCUCCGCAGUUGGCACACUAAUUGGAAUACCAGCGGCUAUCUUCUUUUUAUAUAAGUACAAGCUGCUACCUUCUUGGCUCCAUAACCAUUUUGGGAAUAGCAGUAAAAAUAGCGCAGGAAGAAAAAGGAGGAGAUCAACUACACAUAACAUUGAUACGCUGACGGAGUAUAAUUCAACAGAGUACUCAGCUGAUUAUUCAACAACAACAGAAUCAACAUUCGAUUCAACAGAAUAUUCAAUUCCAUAUACAUCAUCAUCAUCAUCAUCCAGAUGA
This is a messenger RNA of Plasmodium coatneyi, 2709 nucleotides long. RefSeq names its product KIR protein. NCBI's taxonomy places the organism in Eukaryota, Apicomplexa, Aconoidasida, Haemosporida, Plasmodiidae. The transcript is spliced from 4 exons. The record is from RefSeq and is a predicted model, not a curated record. The coding region runs from base 1 to 2709 and encodes 902 amino acids.